Coniosporium apollinis CBS 100218 is the source of this 1008-nucleotide messenger RNA. Its product is annotated as ATPase get3. Gene Ontology annotation, biological process: post-translational protein targeting to endoplasmic reticulum membrane. The coding region runs from base 1 to 1008 and encodes 335 amino acids. The record is from RefSeq and is a predicted model, not a curated record. Gene Ontology annotation, molecular function: ATP binding; ATP hydrolysis activity. The transcript has 3 exons. NCBI's taxonomy places the organism in Eukaryota, Fungi, Ascomycota, Dothideomycetes. Gene Ontology annotation, cellular component: GET complex.
AUGGCAGACGAAGACGGCGCUAUGGAGCCCACUCUCCAGCCCCUCAUCGACCAGAAGACGCUGCGCUGGAUCUUCGUCGGCGGCAAAGGCGGCGUAGGCAAAACGACGACAUCCUGUGCGCUCGCAAUACAAAUGGCCAAGAACCGCAGAUCCGUGCUGCUCAUCUCGACUGACCCGGCGCAUAACCUGAGCGACGCGUUCAACCAGAAGUUCGGCAAGGAUGCACGGCUGAUCAAUGGGUUCGACAAUCUGAGCGCAAUGGAGAUCGAUCCAAAUGGGAGUAUACAAGAUCUGCUGGUGGCGGGGGGAGAGGGCGUGAACGAGGCUAUGGAGAUGGGAGGCAUGGGGAACAUGAUGCAGGAUCUAGCAUUCAGCAUACCAGGUGUAGACGAAGCCAUGUCCUUCGCUGAAGUCCUCAAGCAAGUUAAGUCGCUGUCUUACGAGGUCAUCAUCUUCGACACGGCGCCCACAGGCCACACGCUGCGCUUUCUGCAAUUUCCGACCGUCAUGGAGAAAGCGCUGGCGAAGCUCUCCCAGCUCUCCACGCAGUUCGGCCCGAUGCUGAACUCGGUCAUAGGCGCGCGCGGCGGCCUGCCUGGUGGCGCCAACCUUGAUGAAAUGCUCCAGAAGAUGGAAUCGCUACGAGAGACCAUCAGCGAAGUCAACACACAGUUCAAGGACGCGGACAUGACGACGUUUGUGUGCGUGUGCAUUCCAGAGUUCCUGAGUCUGUACGAGACGGAAAGGUUGAUUCAGGAGCUGUCGGGCUACGAGAUCGAUACACAUGCGAUUGUGGUUAACCAGCUGCUGUUUCCGAAGAAGGACAGUCCGUGCGACCAGUGCAACGCAAGGAGGAGGAUGCAGAAGAAGUACUUGGAGCAGAUUGAUGAGCUGUAUGAUGAAUUUAAUGUCGUGAAGAUGCCAUUGUUGGUUGAGGAGGUCCGGGGGAAGGAGAAACUGGAGAAGUUUUCAGAGAUGCUGGUCAAACCCUAUCAGCCUCCCGAGUAG